Molecule: messenger RNA, 412 nt
Organism: Belonocnema kinseyi
Lineage: Eukaryota; Metazoa; Arthropoda; Insecta; Hymenoptera; Cynipidae
Product: histone H2B-like
Exons: 1
Coding region: 40-411 (123 amino acids)
Cellular component (GO): nucleosome
Molecular function (GO): DNA binding; protein heterodimerization activity; structural constituent of chromatin
Source: RefSeq, a predicted model, not a curated record
AGUUUCGUUUAGUACAGGCAUCUGUGUUUCUGGAAGAUAAUGGCCCCUAAAACGAGUGGUAAAGCAGUCAAGAAGGCUGGUAAAGCCCAGAAAAAUGUCGCUAAGACCGACAAGAAGAAGAAGCGUAAGAGGAAGGAAAGCUACGCUAUCUACAUCUACAAAGUCUUGAAACAGGUUCAUCCUGAUACUGGAGUCUCCAGCAAGGCAAUGAGCAUCAUGAACAGCUUCGUUAACGAUCUCUUCGAACGUAUUGCCGCUGAAUCUUCCCGUUUGGCUCAUUACAACAAGAGAUCCACCAUCACAUCUCGGGAGAUCCAGACUGCUGUCAGGCUUAUUCUUCCUGGUGAACUCGCCAAGCACGCAGUCUCUGAGGGUACAAAGGCUGUGACCAAAUAUACAAGUUCAAAAUAAU